AUGGAUAGCGACUGGCCUGGAUACAGACAUGCGCCCGCAUAUACUCCCUCCGAUUCGACCGAUGGUCCAGCCUUCGCGUCGCCGCUGGGAACUGCCAGCUGGGGCCACGAUGGGUUCUCGCAUGACCCGGGAUUCCUGGCUUCACAGGAAGAGCUGCGAUGCAUGCUCUUCACAAUCGCACAGUCUGCAGCGCCAACACGGGCGGGGAGCCCCGCUGCACAGGGCCACGCGAGGGAGCUGCCGCACGAGACGGAGCGCCUACCGCUCCGACCGGCGCUUUCCAAUACCCGGCGAGUGGAAUACUUGAAAAACUAUGUAGGCCAGGUAGCUCCAUGGCUUGACAUGUUCGACUCGCAAUGCACCUUUCGCGUCCAGAUUCCUGCCCUCGCUCGUACUUUCCCGGCACUGCUCUAUGCGAUUCUUGCCAUCUCCGCACGCCAGAUGGAACGAAAGGAAGGAAUACGAAACUCCUUUGACAGCAUCGAAUUGUACCAGGAGGCCAUUCGUCUGCUGAGCCCGCUGUUGCAGAACCCGGACCCAAAGGUCGUCGCAGCAUGUGUGCUGCUAUGCUGUCUGGAAAUGAUGUCUGCGCGUGCCCAAGACUGGCGCCGUCAUUUGGAGGGAUGUACUGCGCUCUUCGAUGCCUUUGGGAUCAAUGGGUUCAGCAGCGGGUUGUUACAAGCAAUCUUCUGGUGCUACGUGCGCAUGGAUGUAUGUGGCGCUCUCAUAUCGGAUGGCACUCAGAGCACCCUUCUUCGACCGAGCAAGUGGCUCGCGCCGGACUGCAAUGAAGACGACGCUAGCCGACUCUUCGAAGCUGUUCAAUCUCCAGACAUGCAGGCUAACUAUGCCGUCUAUCUCUGCGCCAAAACGUGCGAGUUGGUCUCCGAUCGCACCCAGUUCGUGGAGUUGGCGGCGCAGAAUGAAUGCACCGGGGAGACCUUCAAUCAUCGUUGGCUUCGACUCUGGGAGGAUUUGCAACAGUGGAUUCAAAAUCGCCGACCGGAACUAUUGCCAGUGCACACCACUCAGACCAAGCCAUUCCCGCAAAUCCUCUUUCUGCACUGGGCGGCCAUCUCAUCAAAUCAACUGUACCACACUGCUUGCAUUCUGCUUUUGAAUAUCAUGCCAAAAUCUCUUAAACUACAACCUGCGCCUACGAUCUCGGCUUUGUGGCACGCGCGGCGAAUCUGCGGCAUUUCCCUGGCAAACCCACACCAGGGAUGUCUGAACAACGCCAUUCAACCCCUCUGGAUAGCCGGGCGUCUGUUCAGUCACGUCUCCGAGCAUGCGAUAAUCAUCGACAUCAUUCAGAAAAUAGAGGGGGAGACGGGAUGGGGCGCCCGUUGGCGUAUUCGAGAUCUGGAACUUGCCUGGGGCUACCAAGUGCCUCGCAAUUGGGGUUCCAAAGACUAUAAAUCACCCGCAGCUGACUGA
This is a messenger RNA of Penicillium atrosanguineum, 1437 nucleotides long. RefSeq lists its product as uncharacterized. The coding region runs from base 1 to 1437 and encodes 478 amino acids. Gene Ontology annotation, biological process: positive regulation of transcription by RNA polymerase II. Gene Ontology annotation, molecular function: transcription cis-regulatory region binding; DNA-binding transcription factor activity. The record is from RefSeq and is a predicted model, not a curated record. Gene Ontology annotation, cellular component: nucleus. Lineage: Eukaryota; Fungi; Ascomycota; Eurotiomycetes; Eurotiales; Aspergillaceae. The transcript is spliced from 3 exons.